This is a messenger RNA of Mucor mucedo, 827 nucleotides long. Its product is annotated as mitochondrial 18 KDa protein-domain-containing protein. Gene Ontology annotation, cellular component: mitochondrion. The transcript is spliced from 2 exons. NCBI's taxonomy places the organism in Eukaryota, Fungi, Mucoromycota, Mucoromycetes, Mucorales, Mucoraceae. Gene Ontology annotation, biological process: mitochondrial fission. The record is from RefSeq and is a predicted model, not a curated record. Bases 117 to 767 code for a protein of 216 amino acids.
UGUCUCAUUCUUUCCCGGUGAAAAAAAAAAAAACAUUAAAUAAAAAUUGGGGGGUAUCGCAUUAUCCUUUUUUUUCUUUUUUUUUUUUUAUCAUUGUAUAAAAACAAAACAAAAAAAUGUCCAAGCCUAAUACUCAAGAUAAUCAUGAUGAAACAUUGACCGAAAAGGUAGUGAAGGGAGAGGUAGAUUCUCUCGAAAGCAACGCUCGUUACCUUGCAUACGCUGGUCGUUUGCGUACUGCACUCGUCGCCUCAACACGUUAUUUAGCAUAUACUUCAGACGUCGGUGAAGCUUUUCGACCUAUUGUUCCUCCUGCCGUUGUCACUGCUGCUUACGGUAUCAGUUGGCUCUACUUGGGUUUAGAUGUGGGUUAUGAAGGUUACAAAUCUGUUCAUGCCGGAAAGGAAAAUACGGUGGUAGCAACUACGAUGGUCAAGCGUGGUAUUUUCCAAUCCUUGGCUUCGAUGGCCUUCCCUAUGAUGACAAUUCAUUCGAUCGUCAAAUACAGUGCUUAUGGCUUCAAAAAUGUAAAGAAUGUCAAGGUGAAAGCAUGGGGUCCCACUUUACUUGGUCUGGGUAUUGUUCCCUUCUUACCUUACAUCUUUGAUGAACCCAUUGAACAUAUUGUCGAUAAAGUAUUCAAGCCAAUUGAAGAAAAAGUGGACGCAUCUGUCGCCAGAGUGGCACAUAAUAAAGCAGGCGAGGAUUUACCUCUCCCCAUAGAAGAUAGAGUUCAAUUACAGGAAGAAACCAAGAAGGAUCAAUAAACAUUUAAUAAUACAUUGUUUUUUUUUUAUUUUCUGAUAAAAAUAAAUAUAUAUUAAACA